Messenger RNA from Aspergillus heteromorphus CBS 117.55, 897 nucleotides. Its product is annotated as cytochrome c oxidase subunit VIa. The record is from RefSeq and is a predicted model, not a curated record. Lineage: Eukaryota; Fungi; Ascomycota; Eurotiomycetes; Eurotiales; Aspergillaceae. The transcript is spliced from 5 exons. Gene Ontology annotation, molecular function: enzyme regulator activity. The coding region runs from base 84 to 500 and encodes 138 amino acids. Gene Ontology annotation, cellular component: mitochondrial inner membrane. Gene Ontology annotation, biological process: mitochondrial electron transport, cytochrome c to oxygen.
GCGAUAAUCCCACCGUCUCCCACCGUCCUACCGGUACAUCCACAUCCACGACCACGAUAGCAACAAGCAUCGAUCCAUUCGCCAUGUUCGCCCCCCGCAACGCCUUCCAGCGCGCUGCCCAGCAGCUGCGCUCCACCCCGGUCCGCACCACCGUCCAGCGCCGGGCCAACAGCUCCAACUCCAAGCUUCCCUCCUGGGCCGCCGACAACGCUUUCAACCGCGAGAGAGAGGCCGUCAAGCACCACGCUGCUUCGACCAGUGACCUCUGGCGCAAGCUCUCCAUCUACGGUAUCCCCCCCGUUCUCAUCGCCGGCGCUCUCAACGCCUACAACCUCUGGGAGGAGCACUGGGAGCACUGGGACCACAUGCCCCCCCUCGAGGAGCGCGUCGAGUACCCCUACCAGAACAUCCGGGUGAAGAACUUCCCCUUCGGUGAUGGUGACAAGACUAUCUUCUGGAACUCCAGCGUCAACUACCACAACAAGGACAAGGCUACCUAAAUGCCUUUCUCGUGGUGGAUUACGACCGGAUGAGAUGACAUAGGGAGCGGAGUGGAGGGAGGGGACGGAGUACAGCUUCUUGAAUGAUCUCGCACUGUUGCUGGCAAUCAAGGGACAUGUAUAUUUAUUUUUUGCUGCACUUGGUGCAGGGAGAUAGAGCGUGUCGGGGGCCGUUGGAGGGGUGGAAUGAGAUGAGAUAGCGCCAUACAAUCAAUCCUGCUUAUAUUUCUUUUGUCUGGAGUUUUUGCUUGGGGUUUGGAUGGGUGGAUGGGUGGGUUGGUGUUGGGGUGUUUGUGGUUCUAUUGUCAGAUUUAGUGGGUUGUAGGUUGUAGAUUGGAUGUUUGAUGAUGGAUGUGGUUGUGGUUGGUGAUGUCUCGUCUUGGGUAUGGUACAAUAU